This is a messenger RNA of Epinephelus lanceolatus (giant grouper), 906 nucleotides long. RefSeq names its product insulin-like 5a (gene insl5a). The record is from RefSeq and is a predicted model, not a curated record. Gene Ontology annotation, molecular function: hormone activity; G protein-coupled receptor binding. Gene Ontology annotation, cellular component: extracellular region. Lineage: Eukaryota; Metazoa; Chordata; Actinopteri; Perciformes; Serranidae.
ACAGGACAGACAAGACGACAGAAAAGAGAGCAGCUGAAGUAGUUUCAGGAACAAAGACAUAAACCUCUGUCAGGUAUCCAGCAUGCGUGCUCUGGGGGUUCUGCCUCUGCUGUUGUGUGCAGUGGUGUGUGUGGUCCAGGUGAGAGCAGAGGUGAAGGCGGUGAAGCUGUGCGGUCGAGAGUUCCUGCGGGCUGUUGUUUACACCUGCGGAGGCUCUCGUUGGAGGAGAUUCCUCAGUGAGUCAGACAUGGACGGUUUGCCCACAGGGGAGCAGAACAGUUUGGAGAGCCUGAGCAGCAGCAACCCGGGCUCCGAGCUGACCAGACGGGAUAUCAACAACAUACUGACCACCGUGUGCUGCCAGGUGGGCUGCAGGAAGAGCGACCUCACCUUCCUCUGCUGAGAACAACCCCCCCUUCUCUCUUCUUCUCCCUCCAAAAGGACUCUGCUCUCUCCCGUCUCGCCUUAGUAGAAACCAAAUCUGAAUCAAAACCCUGAUAUGAUCAAUGUAUUGUAUGUACAAUAAAGCUCUACAGUUUUCCUAAUUGCUUUUGAUAUUUGUUUUGGUUAUUACUUUGAUGUGAAUGUGGAACACAUCUGUGAGCAUGUUUCUGAACCCGAGCUGGAAGAUAUGUGCAAAUUUAAAAAAUAUAUUUUAUUAUAAUAUAAAUGAACCUCUGAGAAUGAGGAAGCUAAGUUCAGGUAAAAUCACUCAGGAACUAUAUCACUUCCCACUCAGAGAGGACAGAUGUCUCAGCCUGGGCUUGUGUCCUGUGUGUAGCCAGAAUCCACAGGGUUGAAGGUUUGUACAAUUUCCAUCUCUGCUUUAUUGUAUUUAGAGGAAACUUGAGCUGUAUUCUAUCAUUUUGCUGUUUUUGUCAAAUAAAUGUUCUUGCAUGGGGCUUA